AUGUCGAGCACAGGGUCAGCACUCCCUAGGGACGUCUCAGGCCACUCUGAAUCUGCUACCUCUGCUCACGAAACGUCUCAAGAGGCAGACUCGGAUGUUGAUAUCCCUGAUGACCAGUUGGCAUUACCUAGCAAUAUACGUGAUCUACGCGCCUUGGCAGCGGAGAGACGACGUCGAUUUCUGGAUAGCAUGCAGGCGUCACAUUCAACACAAGAAUCUGCACCCGCACCAGCAGAACAGGCCCCUGAAGAGGAGGCUCAAGACACUCUUACCCCUUCUACAGAAGAGACACAAGAUCAAACCGCUCAACCUUCUCCACGGCCCCUACCUCCUCUUUCUACGGCUGUCCCACUUCCAUCGCUCUCUCAACCUCGCCGAUCGCUCCCUCAGCCUGACUUCUCCACCUUUCGCGGGACUGCUACGCCGACAGGUGCCAUCCCCCGUUCUGCCUCUCUGACGUGGGAUAUUCACAGACACCAAACACCCACCGAGGCACCAACAUCUACUACACCGGAUAGCGCCCCAGCUGAGGUGGAGAAUCGCUCACCAACGCCACCAACCGAAGCUACUCCAGUCGAGCCCGUGCCACAGGGCCCUGCUACAGAGAAUCCGGCGGUGACCACGCCGGACACAGCGCAGCCGGGAGAGCAAGAGGAGGCACAGGACACUGCUGAUCAAGUGCCGGACAUGCCGCAACGUGAUACACGUCGUCGAUCCACUAACCGGGCGCGUCGGCGGAGUGCCAAUAGCACACUGCUUGCUGCCUUGAGCACCCAAACAGGCACAGGUCCUGGCGUGCUUCUUCCGAGUUUGUACGGCUAUUUUACUGAUGAGCCUGCGCCCUCAUACUUGCGCUCGACAGGCUCCAUGCACCGCCACGGAGCAGGCCCGGAAGGCGAGACACGAGGGCGGGUUCAUCCUAUGGUGGCCGAGCGUAUUAUGGCUAGUGGCCCUAGCGUCUCAAACCUGCAUCCAUCUACGAGUCGCGUUACUAUGUCGCCUGGCGUAGAGCGGCGCGUAGAAGUCGCCAAGCUUCGUAAUGUGCAUGUGCAGCCGGGCUCGGUGAUCUUCCCAGCAGGUACCAUGUCGGAUUUGGUGUCUAGUGAGUCAAAUGAAGUGCAGUACUCGCGCAAGUUUGAGGAGAAUAGUAUUCUUUCCUUUUCAUGGAUGCUGGAUGACGUGGUACAUUUGCAGGAAGAGAUUGACCAUGGCUCCAAAGCAGACUCGGGUGGCGGCAAGAGUGAUGUGUGGAACCUGCAGCCGCUCUUUGGACAUGAGCAGUGGCGUGUGGAAUUCACCCGGAAAAGCGUCCGGGAUCCUACUCUCUCGCCCUCCCUCCAGCGACGCGGGGGUCGCGCUCUGAAGAAACACGCGCUAGCAUUGCACCUUUCUUACCUGGGCCUGACUGGUCUGCCAUUCAAAGGCGAGCUGCCUACGAGCAUCAUGCUAGGUAUCCGACCUGCUGUGCGUGGCGAGCAUCCGCUUCGUGAAAAGCAUUCUGACUUUUUGUGGCGCGAGUUUUUCUCGUUCACGUUUCAGCAGGACGAGGAUACACUGACGUAUGACAAUUUCCCGAACCUUGCUACGCUCCUAUCCACAUCGCCCAUCUCUGAUACCCAUGCACUGGACUUUGUUGUACAGAUAGCUACGGGGCCAUCUGUCUUGCCGGAACGCGAUGUGCGUGGUAGUCAUACAGAUGCAGGGAUGCGUCUUCCAUUUUAUACGUCGGAAUCUGUGGCCGUGCCUCGCGGCUUGCUCACAGCCCUAGGAUCGCUGGUCGAUGAUGCGAGCACAGGCGAUAUUAUGAUUUCUGUGCGGGAAAAGGGGUUUGAGCAAGCGCCUACCGACGAACUGGCGGUAACGGCUGGCUUAAAAACGUUUGUGCAGCCAUGGCCCACAGGCACAGCGUUGCCCCUACAAGUGCAGAGUACACGCCCUCUGAUCUAUGUCCGCGACCGAGUGCUUUGGGCUCAUACGCCGGUCCUGCGGGAGCGUAGCGAGUUUUUCGCGACGAUGAUUGACUCUCACUUCACUGAAGGCGUGCUGCAUGAAACGCCACUCCAUGGUGCGUCAGGCCGAUCGCGUGAUCCAUGGCGUCGGCCGUAUCGUAUGUUGCGUAUUCCUGGUGCCGACUUCGUGACCAUGUACUGGUUUUUGCACUACCUAUAUACGGGCCAUGUGGAAUUCAUGCAUGACGAAGAUAUUCAGGCGGUGACGCUGGAUGACCAUUGGAUUUUGGACCCCGCUUCGCCCUCAGCUCGUCCUGACUGGAAGUGGCGCCCUGUGGAAGAGUGGCAGGAAUGGGACGAUAAUUCUUUCCUUCCCGUUACACAUGCGGCCGACCCUCUUCUCUCAGAAGGCUACGUCCAACGCGCUGAACCUCCUGCCGAAGCAUCUCAGCGUUCGCCGGACAAGGGCCAUGCUGUGGGUGAUCCACACAUGCACCCCCCUAUGCUCCCUGUCCCACCGGCUUCUGCCCUAUCGAUGUACCGCCUAGCACAUCGGUACCAUGUACCCUCGCUGUGUGACCUCGCUAUGACUCAUGUUGUAGCGCACCUUACACCUGAGAACGCGACCAAUUAUCUGCUGUGCACUGCGCUGUUCGAACAACUUCAGCAAUCCAUCCGAAACUACAUCUUCCAACAUUGGCAGGCUGUGUCAAGCAGCCCGCAGUUUGAGCACUGUUGUGACCAGGUAUCUACCGGCGAGUGGGGUCCCUUGGCGGGACGUGCCCUCGCCUCGCUCAUGCGGCAGCUUCGACAUACCAGUGCGGCCACGGCAUCGACAGACGCGCCAUAG
Molecule: messenger RNA, 2799 nt
Organism: Malassezia pachydermatis
Lineage: Eukaryota; Fungi; Basidiomycota; Malasseziomycetes; Malasseziales; Malasseziaceae
Exons: 1
Coding region: 1-2799 (932 amino acids)
Biological process (GO): proteasome-mediated ubiquitin-dependent protein catabolic process; regulation of proteolysis
Cellular component (GO): cytoplasm
Molecular function (GO): ubiquitin protein ligase binding
Source: RefSeq, a predicted model, not a curated record